Molecule: messenger RNA, 258 nt
Organism: Acanthoscelides obtectus
Lineage: Eukaryota; Metazoa; Arthropoda; Insecta; Coleoptera; Chrysomelidae
Source: the annotation of a GenBank genome assembly
AUGUAUCCUAUGAUUCGUAAAGACAUCCACUGGGCGAUCUUCCCUGCUAUAGGCUAUGCCAUCGGUUGGUGGUUAGACCGAAAAGAAACUGAGAGGAUGACGCUGUUCAGAGACAAGAGUGCUUUGUACGGUAGGGUUCUUAAGGAAGAUAAAGAAACACAUUUGUACGUUUGGACAUAUAUUUACAAAAAAUACAAAACGUACUAUGAACAAUUAAACGAGACAUUGCCAUCAUCAAAGUCAAACUCAAAUUUGUAG